CCAAAAUAUUUUAUGCCCAAAAACUUGGCAUUUCGAAGCAGAGCGAAAACCAAGUUUUUUCUACACUUAUUAAGACGAAGCGAGUGGUUAAUUAAAUAACAACUCCUUCGGAGGAAAAGUUGGUUUGCAAGGGGGCUGUUUAAAUGGCAGACGCCGAGCCCGCGCAACCCAGCUCGCUUUUUUUGAAACCAACAAACUUAGAAUGUAAAAACUUGUACGACUACUUAAAAACGCGCUCUUCGGCAACGUUGGAAAAACUCUACAACCAUCCAACGAUUUGUUUGGCCGUUUACCGAGAAUUGCCAGAACUGGCACGCCAGUACGUGAUUCGAAUUUUGUUCGUUGAACAGCCGGUGCCCCAGGCAGUUGUGGCGUCAUGGGGGGCUCAGGCCUUUUCCAAAGAGCACGUUUAUGUGAGUAAGGUUUUGAGCGAAUUGUCGGUAUGGCAGGAGGCUGCGAUUCCAGGGGGGCUCCUAGGUUGGAUCCUUUCAGUUACGUUUAAAAAGAAUUUGAAAAUUGCCUUAUUAGGGGGGGGCAAACCUUGGAGCAUGUCUUCGGCUUUAGAAGUUGACAGUAAGGCAAGAGAUGUGUCUUUUUUGGACGCUUAUUCGCUCGAACGGUGGGAAUGUGUGUUACAUUACAUGGUGGGGUCGCAACAACAAGAGGGAAUUUCUGCGGAUGCUGUCAGAAUUUUACUACACGCUGGGCUUAUGAAAAGAGACGAGGAAGAUGGCAGUCCUGUUAUAACACGUCAAGGCUUCCAGUUUUUACUCUUAGAUAGGCAAGCACAAGUUUGGCAUUUUUUACUCCAAUAUCUCGACACAGUUGAGCAAAGAGGAUUAAGUCUGGUUGAAUGUUUAACGUUUUUAUUCCAACUCUCAUUUAGUACACUUGGAAAAGAUUAUAGCACUGAAGGCAUGAGUCCCGGCCUUUUAAUUUUUCUCCAACACUUGAGAGAAUUCGGAUUAGUGUAUCAAAGAAAACGCAAAGCAGGCCGUUUUUACCCGACCAGAUUGGCCUUAAAUAUUACGUGUAGCCAAGGCCCCGAAACUCGAAUUUUGGAGGAAGACACUCCAAAAGGUUACAUAAUUGUAGAGACAAACUACAGGGUUUAUGCUUACACGGAUUCUAAUCUUCAAGUUGCUUUAAUUGGUCUUUUCACAGAACUGAUGUAUAGGUUUCCGAACCUUGUAGUGGGCGUAAUAACACGUGAUUCCAUAAGACAGGCUUUGAAAGGGGGAAUCACAGCCGAUCAAAUUAUCGGGUACCUCAAACAACAUGCACAUCCUCAAAUGUUGGAAGGUGAGGCCAAACAUCCUCUACCUCCGACAGUUGUGGAUCAAAUCAAACUGUGGGAAAUUGAGCGGAACAGAUUAACGUAUUCAGAGGGCGUUUUAUACAGCCAAUUCCUAUCACAGGCUGAUUUUAAUAUACUGAAAGAGUAUGCACAGUCUAAUGGCCAUCUAAUUUGGUGUAACAAAGAAAAACGGACUCUAAUCAUCAAUAAAUCGGCACAUGAUGAUGUUAAAAAGUUCUGGAAGCGAUAUUCGAAAGGAAAUUAAUUUAGAUUUAAUAAAAACUUUACCACU
Messenger RNA from Tribolium castaneum (red flour beetle), 1589 nucleotides. RefSeq names its product marionette (gene mrn). Gene Ontology annotation, molecular function: ATPase activator activity; double-stranded DNA binding. The record is from RefSeq and is a predicted model, not a curated record. Gene Ontology annotation, cellular component: transcription factor TFIIH holo complex; transcription factor TFIIH core complex. Bases 144 to 1562 code for a protein of 472 amino acids. Lineage: Eukaryota; Metazoa; Arthropoda; Insecta; Coleoptera; Tenebrionidae. The transcript has 10 exons. Gene Ontology annotation, biological process: nucleotide-excision repair.